AUGAAUGUAGAGCUUUCCAAAUCUGCUGGAAAUGGCAGUAUUGCCAGUUCAAGUGUUUCUUCCAGUCCUAAACAGAAUCUUGCUAAUGGAGGAUGCCCAGUUUUUCUCGAUCAAAGAUACACGCAGUGGAAGGUGAAAAGCGAGAAAAAAAAAUGUGUUCGUUGCUAUGUGAUAAAGAGGAAAAAGAAGUUGGAAGGCAACAGGCUUCUGGAGCAUGCCCUUGCUGUGGAGGGAAAGUGGAAGCAGUGGAUGUUGGAAUUCAAUGGAGAUUUUUCUGUUUGCCCUUAUGUUUCACAUUCAAGAGGAAGUUCUUUUGUAUGCUUUGUUCAAGGCGUUUGGUUCUGCAUAAUUGUUGAACAGUUUAGAAUUUGGAUCAAAGAUCAGUUUUAG
Molecule: messenger RNA, 390 nt
Organism: Fraxinus pennsylvanica
Lineage: Eukaryota; Viridiplantae; Streptophyta; Magnoliopsida; Lamiales; Oleaceae
Source: the annotation of a GenBank genome assembly